CAAAUCGCAUCACACCCCCAUCCAUUUUUAAGUUGAAUUUGAUUUAAUCAAAUCAAUUAAUUUUUGAAUUUUGAUUAUUAGUGUUUUCAUUUGAAAAAAAAAUCACCAUAUAUUUUAGGGAUCGAGUAAUGCCAAAGCCGGGCUACCUAUAUAAAGCCGCAACUCCCAAAAAUCAAAUAAAAAAAAACCAUUUAUUUUCCAACUAUUUCAAAUGAGAAAAUUGACAGUGUGACAGAAAGAAAGAAAGAAAUACGUCGAAAUUAAUGAAAAAAACAUGGCGGAGAUGGAAAUCCAAGUCCGAUCACUGAGCGGUGAAUCCACCGCCAUUGCUGUAUCGCCAGAAAAAACAGUUAACGAUCUCAAGCAUCUCUUGAAACUCUCUUUCCCUCCCGCCUCUUCUUCUCCCAAUUUUCACCUCUUUUUCAAGGGUACCAAAUUGAACUUGCAAAGCAAAGUGGGUAGUCUCUCGAUUCAAUCCGGUGAAUUCUUUGUUUUGAUUCCAUUUACUAAGAAAAACAAGCCUCAAAUUGAAAACCAUAGUUUUUCCAACGAUGCAAGCGCUGCGACAAGCUUUGCAGAUUCUACUUACUCUGAUAUGAUGCAAGAAAUCUCAUCUUUACGCGACGAUCUGGGAAAGUUUAGUAAAGAUAAUAAUAGUAAUAGUCAUAGUAAUAUUGAUAGGGAUGAGAAAAAUGAGGGGCAUCCUUAUGGGUUUUUAUUGAAUGUAUUGCAGUCUUCGAAUGGGGAUUUGUUUGAGGAAAAGAAUUGCCAGAAGUUUGUUGAGGUUUUGAAGUCCAUGAAUUGUUUGUCCAGUCCAUAUUCAGGGAAAUGUAUGUUGUUAAGUGAGGCCAAAUUAAAGAUUAGUGAUGAACAUGCUUCAUGUUUGUGUCCUGUUUGGUUGAAGAAAAUUGUGGAGGCGUUUGCUUUCUUAAGCAUUUUGUCUGUGUUUUUUAAGCUGCGAAAAAUGAGAAUGACUACAGGUUGUUUGAAGCAAGUGAUGGAGAGUUUACAAAAUUUUGGGGUUGGGGUUUAUAUGGAGGAAAUAGAGUGUCUUUCUGUUCUUUGUCCCAAGGUGGUGUGUUUUGUAAAUAAUGAUAUGGAGCCUAAAAAUUUUGGUGAAGCACUUGUUAUCACCCGUUCUUCAACAAAGGAGGAAGACAAAUUUGACAACAAACUUGGAGCCGGUAAAACAUGCAUGCCUCUUUCAAAGAUUUUUAGCUUAAUGAAGAAAUGGGAAAGGUCAUUCAAAACUAGCUUGUGGGAGAAUAUCAAGUUGUUAAUGUCUAAAGGGAAAUAUGAGAAUCUGCUCUCCUUUUCCUUAGAGGAUUUGCUUACCUUUGUAAAGAACGGUGGCAGUGAUUUGGAAAGAAAUGAAGCAAAACGGGCUAGGAGAAGCAGGUCCUCUGCUUCAAAUUCAGUCAAAAGACGAUGUCAUGACACGAGUCAUUUGGUACCAUCAGAAAUGGUCGAGCACCUCAGAAAGAGCAUUGGAACGGAUGGACAGAUGGUGCAUGUUGAAAAUAUUGGUGCUAGGAAAGCUUCCUAUGUGGAGAUACCUAAUGAACUCUCGGACAACUCAAAAUCUGCCCUUAAAAGCAUUGGAAUCAAUAAAUUGUACAGCCACCAGGCAGAGUCGAUAAUGGCAUCCCUUUCUGGGAAGAAUGUUGUGGUAGCAACAAUGACAUCUAGUGGGAAAUCUGUUUGUUAUAAUCUGCCAGUCUUGGAGGCAUUGUCCCAUAAUUUGUCGUCAUGUGCACUUUACUUGUUUCCCACAAAGGCCUUAGCUCAAGAUCAACUAAGAGCUUUGUUAGCUAUAAUAAGUGGAUUUGAUUGUAGCAUAAAUAUUGGGGUAUAUGAUGGUGACACUUCUCAGAAAGAAAGGACAUGGCUUCGAGACAAUGCUAGAUUGUUGAUCACAAAUCCUGAUAUGUUACAUAUGUCAAUCCUGCCAUUACAUAGACAAUUUAGUAGAAUAUUAUCAAAUCUUCGUUUUGUAGUGAUUGAUGAAGCUCAUGCUUAUAAAGGAGCUUUUGGAUGCCAUACUGCCCUUAUUCUAAGAAGGCUUCGCAGGCUUUGCUCCCAUGUGUAUGGAAGUGAUCCUUCUUUUGUUUUCUGUACGGCAACUUCUGCCAAUCCUCGUGAGCACUGUAUGGAACUUGCAAAUCUGUCAACAUUGGAGCUCAUUGAAAAUGAUGGAAGUCCUUCUUCUGAAAAGCUUUUUGUUCUCUGGAAUCCUGCUUUACGUCUAAUAUCCAUGGGUCCUUUUGCUAAUGAGCCGGAUAAAAGCGAGUAUGGCAUAGAUUCUAGAAAUGCUUCUGUUAAGCGUUUCAGCCCAAUUUCAGAAGUUUCAUACCUUUUCGCAGAAAUGGUUCAGCAUGGACUUCGUUGUAUUGCUUUUUGUAAAUCGCGUAAACUUUGUGAGCUAGUUUUAUGUUAUACACGUGAAAUUCUUGAAGAGACGGCUCCCCACCUUGUCAAUUCUAUCUGUGCCUAUCGUGCUGGUUAUGUUUCUGAGGAUAGGAGGAGAAUAGAGAGUGAUUUUUUUGGUGGAAAGCUUUGUGGUAUUGCUGCAACAAAUGCACUUGAAUUGGGAAUUGAUGUUGGACAUAUUGAUGUAACUCUGCAUUUAGGCUUUCCUGGUAGUAUUGCCAGCCUAUGGCAACAGGCUGGUCGGUCUGGCAGAAGAGAAAGGCCUUCUCUUGCUGUGUAUGUUGCAUUUGAGGGGCCUCUGGAUCAAUACUUUAUGAAAUUCCCUGAGAAACUAUUCAGGAGUCCAAUUGAGUGUUGUCAUAUUGAUGCUCAAAACCAGCAGGUGCUUGAACAGCAUCUGGUUUGUGCAGCUCUUGAGCACCCAUUGAGUUUGCUUUACGACGAGAAAUAUUUUGGGUCUGGUCUGAAAAGUGCCAUAACUACACUUAAAAGUAGAGGAUACUUAAUUUCCGAUCCUUCAAAUGAUUCUUUGUCUAAAGUAUGGAGUUACACUGGCCACGAGAAAAUGCCUUCACGUUUGAUCAGUAUACGGGCAAUAGAGGCCGAGAGAUACAUAGUAAUAGAUACACAACUGAAUGAAACCCUUGAAGAGAUUGAGGAAAGCAAGGCUUUCUUUCAGGUAUAUGAAGGUGCUGUUUACAUGCACCAAGGGAGGACCUAUCUGGUGAAGGAUUUAGAUUUAUCAAGAAAAAUUGCUUAUUGCGAAAAAGCCGUUUUGGACUAUUACACAAAGACUCGUGAUUAUACUGACAUACAUAUUAUUGGUGGUAAAAUUGCCUAUCCUGCCCGGGUCUCAAAGGACCAGCUCCCAAGAACAACAGCUCAAGCAAAUCCUUGCAGUGUCACAACUACAUGGUUUGGCUUCCGCCGAAUACGUAGAGGAAGCAACCAAAUCUUAGACACUGUUGAUCUUUCUCUGCCUAGAUAUUCAUAUGAAUCUCAGGCAGUUUGGAUUAGUGUUCCACAAUCUUUAAAAAUAGAAGUAGAGAAGAGGUACUCAUUCCGUGCCGGUCUGCAUGCUGCUUGUCAUGCGGCUUUACAUGUAGUCCCAUUAUAUAUGAGAUGCAAUUUAUCUGACUUGGCUCCAGAGUGUCCAAAUCCUUAUGAUACCCGCUUCUUUCCUGAAAGAAUUCUAUUGUAUGAUCAGCAUCCUGGAGGGACUGGUGUCUCAAAACAGAAUAUGCAACAGAUCCAACCUUACUUUACAGAGCUUUUGCGUUCCGCUUUGGAACUUCUCACAUGUUGCCACUGCUCCUCAGACACAGGUUGCCCAAAUUGUGUUCAGCAUCCGGCUUGUGACGAGUAUAAUGAGCUCAUAAACAAGGAUGCAGCCAUCAUAAUUAUAAAGGGUGUUUUGGAUGCCGAGAAAUCAUAUUUUGAAGGACACCCGGAUUCCACACCCAGUUGUUGAGGAUAGGAAACAAUUCAACAUCUCAUGUAGCUUCGAGUGCUGAUUUUUUUACGUUGAAUUACAUUCCUUGGUUCAAAUGGCAUACCAUAUCUCCAUUCUCAAACCCCCCACAAUCCCAGAAAUUUCACCAGACAUUGUUCGUGAUUGCUAUGUCCUAAUGCCACUAAUUGCAAUUAUUUUUAUGCAUACAUACGUAUAUAUGUUUUAAGCAAUGAGUGGUGUUAGUGAGCCAUGCUGCUAAUGAUACCUGGGAAACUGUUGCCGUUGCCUUUGCCAAAUGCCGACAGAACCGAGAACAGGGCUCCGACUUCAAAUCUCCAACCUCCAAUCUCCAACAACAACAACGUGUGAAUAUGUUGAACUCCCGAAAGAGGAGAGAUAGGGCAGGUUCUGAUUGGCGUUUAAGAUGGAGAGAGAAUCUUAUCACAAAUCAAUCGAAUACUUUAUUCGUUUAUGUCUGUACUAAGCUAACUAUGUUAGUACAAUGAAAAUAAAAAUGAAGGAAAUAUUUUAUUU
This is a messenger RNA of Durio zibethinus, 4417 nucleotides long. Lineage: Eukaryota; Viridiplantae; Streptophyta; Magnoliopsida; Malvales; Malvaceae. The record is from RefSeq and is a predicted model, not a curated record.